Molecule: messenger RNA, 1046 nt
Organism: Paramecium pentaurelia
Lineage: Eukaryota; Ciliophora; Oligohymenophorea; Peniculida; Parameciidae
Source: the annotation of a GenBank genome assembly
AUGAAAUUUUUAGCACUAAUAUCAGGAGGCAAAGAUUCCAUUUAUAAUAUUAUUAGAUGUGUUCAAGAAGGCCAUGAACUUAUUCUAUUAGUAAAUCUAUAUCCAAAAUGUAAAAUUCAUUUAAAUUAGAAAUUGGAAUUGAAUCUGAUAGUUUCAUGUAUCAGAGUGUUGGCACUAAUGCAAUUCAAGCUAUUGCAUAAGCAAUGGAUAAACCCUUAAUGACAAGAGAAAUAUCAGGAAAACCCAAAAUUACUAAUUUAGAUUAUUAAAGUAAAGAUGAAGAUAGGAUUGGUGAUGAAGUUGAAGAUCUUUAUCUCAUUUUAAAGGAAGCUAUCCUUACAUAUCCUGAUAUCAAAGGAGUCAGUUCUGGUGCUAUUGCUUCCACAUAUCAGAAAUUAAGAGUUGAAGAUUGGUAAAACAAUUUACUUAUGUUAGUUGCAAUCGUUUAGGCUUAACAUCUCUUGCUUAUUUAUGGAAUCAAGAUUAGUUUUCUUUAUUGGACUAAAUGUUAUAAAAUAAUAUGAACAUAAUCCUCAUUAAAGUUGCAGCCAUGGGAUUGACUUAAAAGCAUUUAGGGAAAACAAUUCAGGAAUUAUAUGAUUAUUUCAAAGAAAUAGUAAGUUAAUAGCAGAUCAAUAUUUUUAGAAUAAAAAAUUUGGUUUUCAUCCUUGUGGAGAAGGAGGAGAAUUUGAAAGUUUUGUACUUGAUUGUCCACUUUAUAAAAAAAGAAUACAUAUGUAAAACAAUCUUUNUUGAAAGAAAAGCUUAAUUGGAAGUCUAAAUCUAAGAAUAAAAGGAUACCAUUGAAGAUGCUCAAUCAUGGAUCGAAUUCCACACCUUAGAAUUAGAAAAUAGUGAAGAGAGACUUGCUGGAUAAUAAGCAUGGUAUGCAGUCUAAUCAGAAAUCUAUGAAACUCAAACUGCUGAAAGGUAUCAUAGAAACUAUAAACUAGAGCUGCAUAAAAUGAAAUCGUUGACAGACUCUAAGAACACAUCAGCGAGAAAUUAUCAACCACCGCUCAAUUCAUCAGCAAGAGAAAUUGAUU